Molecule: messenger RNA, 526 nt
Organism: Prorocentrum cordatum
Lineage: Eukaryota; Dinophyceae; Prorocentrales; Prorocentraceae
Source: the annotation of a GenBank genome assembly
AGGCGGAGCGCGACGCCGAGGAGGGCCGGCAGCGGCAGGCGGAGGAGCAGGCCGCGGCGCCCAAGAAGCUGGCGGGGCUGGCCGCCGUGCCCGUCGGGGUGCAGAGCAGCUUCUCGGACGCCCUCGACCGCUUGCUCAAGGAGGAAGAGAAGGCUCUCGUGGCCCGGUUCGCGGGCGCUAGCGGCGAGGAGCUCGCCGGCGAGCUGCUGGACGCGGUGCCCGCGCCGGAUGCGCUGUUAGGCCGCCUGCCCACGGGCGACGCCUGCUACGUGGUGAUGCGCGCGGGUGGCCGCUCGCUGCUCUUCAUGACCUGGCUCCCUGACGGGGGCCGCUUCCUGGCCGCCAAGACCAGGAUGAAGUGCUCCACCCUGAAGGCGAGCGCCCUGGAGGCCGUGCGCACGGGCGUGGGCCCGGGCCACGUGCUGGCGCAGGCCGAGGUGACGGACGAGGCCGCGCUGGCGGGGGCGCUGAUGCGCGACUGGUCCAAGAUCCAGGCCACCGUCCAGGAGACCAGCCUGUAGCAGGC